Molecule: messenger RNA, 3729 nt
Organism: Hyla sarda
Lineage: Eukaryota; Metazoa; Chordata; Amphibia; Anura; Hylidae
Product: integrator complex subunit 6-like
Exons: 18
Coding region: 171-2867 (898 amino acids)
Biological process (GO): snRNA 3'-end processing
Cellular component (GO): integrator complex
Source: RefSeq, a predicted model, not a curated record
AGUACACGGGGCGCAAGGGUCGUGUUGCGGCCGGGGGGACCCACUACACCACAUACAAGGGGGGGCGACAGCCCGUACCCCUCCCAAAUUACUCGCUAUAGAUGAGGGCAGCAUUGGGUCCGUUCUAGGCUGGCGCUUCAGUGGGGGUUACCGCCUGGCAUGCGCUAAAAAUGCCUAUUUUACUGUUCCUCAUAGACACGUCCGCCUCUAUGAACCAGCGGACGUAUUUGGGGACGACCUAUUUGGAUAUUGCCAAAGGCGCGGUAGAGAUAUUUAUGAAGCUGCGUGCCCGGGAUCCGGCUAGUAGGGGCGACAGGUACAUGCUGGUUACAUAUGACGAGCCUCCAUACUGCAUCAAGGCUGGCUGGAAGGAGAAUCAUGCAACGUUCAUGAAUGAGCUGAAGAACCUUCAGGCCUCUGGACUCACCACUCUUGGCCAAGCUCUUAGAUCCUCUUUUGAUUUGCUUAAUUUGAAUAGGUUGGUGUCUGGAAUCGAUAACUAUGGACAGGGGAGAAAUCCUUUCUUUUUAGAACCGUCCAUUUUAAUUACAAUUACAGAUGGAAACAAGCUUACAAUUCCUUCAGGUGUUCUUGAAGAGCUCCAUCUUCCCUUAAACUCUCCGUUGCCUGGAAGUGAGCUUACAAAAGAACCAUUUCGGUGGGAUCAAAGACUGUUUGCACUUGUACUUCGGCUUCCAGGAGCUUUGUCUGCGGAGCCAGAGCAGGUCGGGAGUGUGCCCUCUGAUGAAUCUGCUAUUACUCAGAUGUGUGAAGUCACUGGAGGCCGUUCUUACUGUGUCAGGACACAGAGGAUGUUGAACCAGUGUUUGGAGUCUUUAGUUCAAAAAGUUCAAAGUGGUGUUGUGAUAAACUUUGAGAAGACCGGUGCUGACCCUACUCCUAAUGGUGAAGAUGUUCUUCCAGAUUCCCUCAGGCCUAGUAAUUCUUUUGCUCCACAAGCAUGGCACGGUUGUCAUAAACUGAUCUAUGUGCGGCCUAAUCCAAAGACUGGUGUUCCUGUUGGACACUGGCCAAUUCCGGAGUCCUUCUGGCCUGAUCAGAACUCUCCAACUUUGCCCCCACGCUCUGCCCAUCCUGUGGUGAAAUUUUCCUGUGUUGACUGUGAACCUAUGGUCAUUGAUAAACUACCUUUUGACAAAUAUGAGCUUGAGCCAUCUCCAUUAACACAGUAUAUUCUUGAACGAAAGUCUCCUCAAACCUGCUGGCAGGUUUUUGUGAGCAGUAGUGGGAAGUACAGUGAAAUUGGACAGCCAUUUGGCUAUUUGAAGGCUAGCACCACUCUUACCUGUGUGAACCUAUUUGUCAUGCCAUACAACUAUCCUGUGUUACUUCCUUUACUUGAUGAUUUGUUCAAGUUGCACAAACUUAAGCCAACACUGAAAUGGCGCCAAUCCUUUGAUAACUACUUGAAAACAAUGCCACCCUAUUUUUUAAUGCCAUUAAAGAAAGCCUUAAGGAUGAUGGGAGCACCAAACCUAAUAUCUGACAACUUGGACUGUGGUCUUAGUUAUAGUGUAAUUUCGUAUCUGAAAAAGCUUAGUCAACAGACUAAAAUGGAGUCAGAAAGAAUAAUUACAUCUGUUGGCAAGAAAGUCCCGCAGGAGACGGGGAUUAAAGUGAAAAGUAACUCAACAAGACUGUCUUUAGUUCACAACAGACACUUCAAACAGCUGCUGCAGGGAAUCUCUGGAGACACCCCAAUACGACUGCAGGAGAUGAAUGUGAAGGAGUUCCCUGGUUUUCAAAUUGGCCUCUUAAAUAAGGAUCUCAAGCCCCAAACGUACAGAAAUGCCUAUGACAUUCCACGCACUAAUUUAUUAGAUCAGUUGACAAGGAUGAGGACUAAUUUAUUAAAGACGAAUAAACUGAUUGUUGGUCAGGAUGAAGAUUGUCUGCAUAGUGUUCCAGUGGCUCAGAUGGGUAACUACCAAGAAUACUUGAAACUCCUGCCUUCCCCUCUCAGAGAGAUUGAUCCAGAUCAACCAAAAAGGCUUCACACCUUUGGAAAUCCAUUUAAACAGGAUAAAAAGGGUAUGAUGAUUGAUGAAGCUGACGAAUUUGUUGCUGGACCUCAAAAUAAAGUUAAACGUCCUGGAGAGUCCAAUACUCCGGCAUCCUUGAAGAGAAGGCGUAGUAUGUCUCCUUUGCUGCUAAGAAGACCUCAGACCCCUCCUAUCAUCACCAAUCAUGCAGGGGGUAAGGGGGCCCCUGCAGUGCCUGGGAGCCCUGCUCCACACAACCUAAUAAAGCCAAUUCCCAUACACAAAGAUGGCAAUAACAGUCUAACUACAGAAGGGAAUGGAGAACGGACUGAUAAUGGUCAGGUUGUGGAAAAACAAAUGGAUGGACUGUCUCCAUUAAGUGUUUCUGCUGCUUUGGGUGAUGAGGAUAUGCUGCCUAAUAACUUCGACUCUGUUACUGAUGAACUCAAUUGCUUGAAUGAAGAUAACCUGGACCACAAGCCGGUUAAUAACACACUUCUAAAGACUUCUCUAGAUAACUAUAUGACUAUGGAGGAAUCUCUUGGGACUCGGGAAUGUACAUCUGCAAUGACUGUGCCAAACUCACUGAAGGAAAUGCAAAGUAUAAUCAAUGGAACAAAUGCAGAUAUUAAGAUUAGAGUGAUGAAAGAAGUGCGAAAGCCAGGAAGAAAUUAUGAAAAAAUCUUUGCCCUGCUUGAAGAAGUGCAAGGACCAUCUGAAGUACAAAAAACUUUUAUAGAAUUUACAAUCAAGGAAGCGGCACGGUUUAAAAAGAGAGUGUUAAUACAGCACUUGGAAAGAUUUCUAUCUGAACUGGAUUCCAGCGGUGUUCCAAACAUUGUGAACCAUGUGAACAGCAGAUAGCAGUCUGCCCAGAAGACUGAGGACCAGGGUUGAGCUUGCUGUCGCAGAAGAAAGAAAGAGGACAUGGUGACCCCAACACCUUGCAUCUCGGGACACUUUCUGGCCAGAGACAGAAUACAAGCAACGGAGUGACAAGUUGAUGUAGGCAUCAGGACUUACAAUGAACUGUGAGGCUUUAUCUGUAUGGAGGGUCCCGCCCGGUGAGCAGGCUGGAGAUGGUAACCAUUGGUGGCCCUCCAACAGGUGAUGAAUGUACUCAUUUGGCAGUAAUAACAUCAUUUUCAUGCUGUAGAAAGCACUUGAGGGAGUGAGAGGCAAAACAAUGCUCUAGCACAGACCAUUACUUUGAUCAAUAGCAAGCAACUGGUGGUUGGUUAUUAGCAGACUGAGAGUUGUCUAACAACUUGGGAACCAGCAGUUGUCUGACUGCGAUCUUGGUAAAGAUCUCUGCGUGGCGCAUUCAUGAGUACAUGAGGUAGCUUGUCCCGUUUUCAGAAUAGGCUGCCAUUUGGUAUUGAGGGACAUUAAAGACAGCCCUGUGACUGUAUACAUCCUAUGAGUCACUAAACAAACUACCUCAGACUCUCUUCUGUUUUGUCUGCAGACUUUAAGAAAGUGCACCUGAGACUCCCCAGGUCCCCGACUUCUUUCAUCCUGUGAGCAGGACGGAGACUCGUCAGGUGGCCUUGCACUCGCUGUGCUUUGGAAGCACUAGAAAAGGAGAACUCCUUGUUUUUUUUAUUUUAUUAUAAUUUUUUUUUAACAUCUACUUAAUUUUAAUGUUCAUAAAGAAGAAAUAUUUUGGACAGUAUUGUUAUUAGCUCUGUAAUUUGUGAUAUUUUAAUUGUACAUAGAAGUUUCG